Messenger RNA from Cercospora beticola, 1862 nucleotides. RefSeq lists its product as uncharacterized. Lineage: Eukaryota; Fungi; Ascomycota; Dothideomycetes; Mycosphaerellales; Mycosphaerellaceae. Gene Ontology annotation, cellular component: endoplasmic reticulum membrane; endoplasmic reticulum. The record is from RefSeq and is a predicted model, not a curated record.
UGUCCAUCUCGACUCUGUUCCGCAAGCUUCUGCCAUUGACUUUCCUCAUUCACCACACCCUCUUCGCCGAAAUGGUUUCCUUCAAGCUUGCGACGCUCGCCGUCGCAGCGUUCAGUGCUGUCAAUGUUCUGGCUCAAGACAAUGUCAAGGUCGAAGAUGUCGCGGCCGAUGCGGAACAACCCAAUAUCGCAGACCUGUCAAUCGAGGACAUGCAAAAAUUCAUGGAAUCGGGCAAAGAGACGUGGGCAGCAGAACAGCAGCAAAAGCCGCUCAAGGCCAGCUUCAAUGUGUCCUUCCCAGAGGCCGAGAUUUUUGGUGUGAAGCUCGUCAAUGGACGUCCGACACGCACUUUGAUCACAAUCACCAACAACGAGGACACCGAGAUCAAUGUCUUGGCCGCUGUUGCGGGUCUAUACAGCCCACUUGGCCAAGUUGGCGCGCCUGACCCGCCUCAGAGCAUUCGCAACUUGACUGCUGCCAGAUUUGGGAAGAGCAUCGCACCGCACACCUCUGAGACCUUCACCUACGCUUAUGCGACGAUCAUGCAGCCUCAGGAUAUCUUGCUCGAGGUCAACGCAAUCAUUACGCGAGGCCCAGCAGUCUUUACUUCGACCGUGUUCCGCGAGAAUGUGUCUGUAGUGGAAGCUCCAACGUCCCUCUUGGAUCCUCAAAUCAUCUUCCUCUACCUGUUCCUCCUCGCCGCUUUUGGUGGAACCGUCUACUUCAUCUACAACACCUGGAUCACCACAUUGUUCCCACAGAAGAAGCGAGGUGGUAAGGGCGGGGAGCGUGCUAAGCGCUCGACUGCUGGCUCCAAGCCAGUAGACCCCAGCGAACAGGUCUCUGUUGUCGGUGCUGAUGGCCCAGCUGUUACUUCUGGAUCGUCAAAGGGCUACGAUGAGAGCUGGAUCCCAGCCGAGCACCUUCAACGCCCACAAGCGAGAAGAGUCGGAAGUGGACGACCAAAGAGCAGGGCGGCAUAGAUGUAUCGAGCACGGGAAGGAAGACAAGCGGCACAGGUUCGAAGCACUCCACAAAACUCCAACUGGGAGCAAUCCCGGAGUUGUGAGCGCAAAGCUUAAGUAAUCCAAGAGAACCUCGCACAACGUGUCGAAGGGCAUCAAAAUCAAAACAACAUUGGAAAAUGCACCGGAGUAGGAGCAACGGGCCUCGCAUGCAGUUCUUGCCUUCAUAUACGCCCGACGCAUAUCGAAACUUCAUCAAAGUGCAAGCUAACGCGACUUUCCUCAGAAGUCUGAAACGCUAAAGCAAACGCCAACCAUGUCGUCUCUCUCUGAGUACCCCGAAUGCCCAUUCUCCGCCCAUCUCCACGCUCAGUACCAUCCUGGGAAUUCUGCCCACGGAGAUGGCAGCCCAUCCAGUACCUCUCGCAUUGCGUCGAGCGCCUGCUCCACUUCACACCAUGGUAGUCCAUCCAUAGAAUCCACGAUUCUGAAGGUGCUGGCAACAACUUGGUGAGUUGGACAGUAGGCACCGAAAAUGUCUGGCCAGAAAGCUGUACGAUAGCGAUCGGCCUUAGCCCACGCGACGAGGUUGUCCCAGUCUGGCUUGCCUUUCAUCAGGUUGGUAACAUUGACGCCACGGCGCUGUCCGUUCAGCCAGUUGUAGAAGGAAGAGUAUUGAUUCUUGAAUGGGACAAGAGCUUCGCCGUCGAAGUCCUCCACGUGCACCUCGAACUCGUUCUCGGCGUAGUAGAUACUACAAGCUUCACGGCGGAUACGGUUGCACACACCUGCACAAGGUCAGAAAUGCUCACUGACGAGACUGGGACCACGCACGCAAUAGACUUGGUUCGCCGGGACCUUUGCGCGUCACCUUGAUGGGUUUGGCCUUGACCAGAG